UUGUAUUUAUUGGAGACAAUAGGGUAGGCAAAACGAGCUUGCUCAUCACCUAUACGACACAAAAAUAUCCGGAGAAUUUGUACAUUCCUGCAGUGUAUGAAUCGUAUGCAACAAUUCGUCAGGUUGAUGGCAGAAAUGUUUGCCUGUCGCUGUGGGACACUGUGGGCGGAGAAGAGUGCGAUCGUCUACGCCCACUCGUGUACCCACAGACCGACGUCUUUGUGUUGUGUUUUAGCGUAGCUGAUCCGUCUAGUUAUGAACACGUUAGAACAAAGUGGUAUCCAGAAACAGCGCAUCAUUUCCCAUCCGCUCCUAUCUUGCUAGUGGGUACCAAGAUUGAUUUACGAGAUGACGCCGCGACAGUGGCCCUGUUACACGAUCGACGGAUCACGAUGUUACAGCAUCAUCAAGGGUAUGCGAUGGCCAAAGACAUUGGUGCGGUUUGCUAUAUGGAGUGCUCUGCUCGAGCAGGCUACGGAGUUCAAGAUGUAUUUGAGGAAGCGAUGAGGAUUGCAGCUAAUCCUUCUGCCAGACGUGUGAGGGCUACGCACACAAAGUGUGUUAUCACAUAA
Molecule: messenger RNA, 572 nt
Organism: Psilocybe cubensis
Lineage: Eukaryota; Fungi; Basidiomycota; Agaricomycetes; Agaricales; Agrocybaceae
Exons: 7
Biological process (GO): small GTPase-mediated signal transduction
Molecular function (GO): GTP binding; GTPase activity
Source: RefSeq, a predicted model, not a curated record